AUGGCUAACGUUUCAGGUAAAAUUGGUAACUCUAGUGCUGCUGCGCAAUUUGCUGCUAGUUCUGACAAAGAUUUUGUCAUUGAUCCCAGCAAGCCCUAUGCUGAACUUUGGAUGGGAACUCAUCCGAGUGUCCCCAGCAAGAACGUCAACACAGGAGAAACUUUGCGUGAAAUUGUUACCAAAGAUGAGUCUUUGCUCCACGACGAAGUCGUUGGUAAGUUUGGCAAGGGAGAGUUACCUUUCCUUUUCAAGGUCCUUUCUAUCAACAAGGCACUCAGUAUCCAGGCCCAUCCUGAUAAAGAGUUGGGUGCCAUUCUACACAAGAAGGACCCAAAGAAUUACCCAGACCCCAACCACAAACCUGAAAUGGCAAUCGCUGUUACUGAGUUCGAAGGAUUCUGUGGAUUUAAGCCUCUGGAGCAAAUCGUGGCUGUACUGGACACCGUCCCCGAGUUUGUUGAAUUGAUAGGUGCCGAUACAGCUGAACAAUUCAAGAAGACCGUUACAGGCAAUGAACACGCUGCUGCGGAUUCUGCACAAGAUAAGAAAAACAAGGAGGCUCUCCAACAAUUGUUUGGUCGCUUGAUGAGAUCUAGUGACGAUAAAGUUACUGAUGUUGCUAAAAGACUUAUCGAGAGAGCUCAAAGAGAACCUCUUGGGUUUGGCGGUUCUUCUAGUGACUCUGAACUGGCAAAUUUGCUUAUUCGUCUUAAUGGACAGUUUCCUAACGAUAUUGGCUUGUUUUGCGGUGGUCUUCUACUCAACUACGUCAAGCUUAGCCCUGGCGAGGCCAUGUUUUUGAGAGCUAAGGAUCCUCAUGCCUAUAUCUCAGGAGAUAUUAUUGAGUGUAUGGCUGCCAGUGAUAAUGUUGUACGUGCCGGGUUCACUCCUAAGUUCAAGGAUGUGGAGACCUUAGUAUCUAUGUUAACUUAUUCCUAUGCUCCUGUUAUUGAACAGAAGAUGGAACCUUUGCCCUUCCCUCGCGCAUCAGGUGACAAUACUGAAUUCACUCUGUACAACCCCCCUAUUGAUGAGUUUGCUGUUUUACAGGCCAAGAUUCAACCCGGUGCUACUGGAAAAAUAAGUGCUAUUGAUGGCCCUAGUAUUAUUGUCUCUACCAGCGGCAAGGGAACCAUUUCGGGCGACAAUGUUUCGCUUGACUUCAACACCGGUAACGUGUUCUUUAUUGGAGCUGGAGUCGACGUAGAACUCAAAGCUACUGACGGGGAGUUUACUUCCUAUCGUGCCUUUGCCGAAGUUGAGUAG
Messenger RNA from Sugiyamaella lignohabitans, 1266 nucleotides. RefSeq names its product mannose-6-phosphate isomerase PMI40 (gene PMI40). The coding region runs from base 1 to 1266 and encodes 421 amino acids. Lineage: Eukaryota; Fungi; Ascomycota; Dipodascomycetes; Dipodascales; Trichomonascaceae. Gene Ontology annotation, molecular function: zinc ion binding; mannose-6-phosphate isomerase activity. The transcript has a single exon. The record is from RefSeq and is a predicted model, not a curated record. Gene Ontology annotation, biological process: GDP-mannose biosynthetic process; carbohydrate metabolic process. Gene Ontology annotation, cellular component: cytosol.